AUGAAGUUCACUCAGGUUUUGGCCGUUGCCUACAUGGCCGCUGGAAGUGCUGCUCAGGCACCUAGCAGCAGGCCACCAAGCUCUGCUCCUGCGCCGCCUUCCAGCAGGCCCGCUAGCUCUGCUCCUCCGGCCUCUAGCAAGCCAGCCAGCUCUGCUCCCCCUCCUUCCAGCCGGCCCGCUAGCUCUGCUCCCCCGGCCUCCAGCAAGAAGCCAAGCUCUGCUCCUCCUCCGGCCUCGAGCAAGCCUGCUUCCAGCAAGCCAGCUCCGCCUUCCAGCAGCAAGCCGCCGCCUCCCCCAAGCAGCAAGCCAUCUGGCAAGCCCAAGCCAAGCAAGACUGAGUACACCACAGUCAUUUCCACGGCUUUCACCACGUACUGCCCGGAGCCCACUACCAUCUGCAUUGGUACCAAGACUUACACCGUCACUGCUCCCACCACCCUCACCAUCACUGACUGCCCUUGCACCAUCACCAAGCCUCUUCCUCCCCCUCCUCCUCCUCAUGUCAAGCCUCCUCCUGUCAACCCACCUCCCGUCAACCCUCCUCCUGUGAAUCCUCCUCCUGUCAACCCGCCCCCUGUCAAUCCCCCAGCCAACACUCAGGCUCCUCCUGUCAACCCUCCUCCUGUCAACCCGCCCCCUGUCAACCCUCCUCCUGUCAAUCCUCCUCCCGUCAACCCUCCUGCCAACACUCAGGCUCCUCCUGUCAAUCCUCCCGUCAACCCACCAGCCAACACCGAGGCUCCUCCGGUUGUCACUGCCGCUGCCGACAGGGCCAAUGCUGGCAUGGGAGCUCUCGUUGCCGCCGGUUUCGCCGCCAUGUUCCUCUAA
Molecule: messenger RNA, 828 nt
Organism: Pochonia chlamydosporia 170
Lineage: Eukaryota; Fungi; Ascomycota; Sordariomycetes; Hypocreales; Clavicipitaceae
Exons: 2
Coding region: 1-828 (275 amino acids)
Biological process (GO): fungal-type cell wall organization
Cellular component (GO): fungal-type cell wall
Molecular function (GO): structural constituent of cell wall
Source: RefSeq, a predicted model, not a curated record